UAAAUUAAUUUGAGCUCGUGCAAUUUUGGUUUCACAUUGUUUUUGUUUCACGCCUUUUUUUUUGUGAGCAGCGCGUGUGGCGCAUGCGUAGCAACAAUAAUAAUAAUAAUAAAACGACAAUCACAAUAACAACAGAAGCAGCAACAACAAUMGAAUUAAUAAAGUGACGAAAACUAAUUCAAUAUUGAAAAUCGACGACCCAAAUCGCCGUUGCUCCCCGCAGUAUUUACCUGACAUCAUCAUCAGCAUCAGCAUUAUCAUCAUGAUUACAAUCAGCAAGAACGUCGGCAUUUGCGGUUGACAUCUUUGCGGGCUUCAUUCAGAGGAAAAAAUUAAAGUAAUAAAAUAAAUAAAUAAACACAAAUAUAUAAUAGAGAAAAGAAACAACAAUAAUCUUAGGCUGAUGCCCUAAUUGGACCAGGGCGCUUUCGGAUUUGGGCGCCUGCCAUGUGCCCUCUAAUUGCCAAGCUGUUGAAACGCAUGGACAACGGCUAAGCGCCUGAAGGUCAGAGCCAGAAAAUAACACAACAGUAGAGAGUAUAAGAGACAGUGAGAAAAAGAGAGAGAGAGAGAGAGAGUGUGUGAGAGAGUGUGAGAGAUCAGUAAAGAGAGAACACAAAAUAUGAGACGAUAUUAUCUGAGCACGCUGAUCUGCCUGUGGUUCAGCUACGGCGGCAGCGAGCCGCUCUUUGGCGUGCACACGGACGAGCUGGAGGAUGGGGAGGGGCAGCUGGUGGUGCCGCGGCGCGUGCAUGCCGAUGGCGCCUUCAUGACGCAUACGCUCCACUACGCCCACGACCGGGACCACAGACGGCAGCGACGCAGCGUCGAGACAGAGCCGGAGCUGCAUAUCGAGCUGCCGCUGCGUGACGAGACGCUGCACCUGGAGCUGACAGCUCACAGCUACUUCCUGGCGCCGCAUCUGAUUGUGGAGCGACAUCGUCGGGAUCUGCGCUCACGUGCGCCGCCGCCAGCGCAGCAGCUCAACUGCCAUUUCCAUGGCAAGGUGCGCGGCGAGCCCUCGGCCAAUGUGGCCAUAUCCACGUGUUCCGGUCUGGUGGGUCACAUUAAGACGGCCAGCAAUGAGUAUUACAUAGAGCCCUCCAAGCAGCAUGCGGCACAUCCGCUCAAUGGUCAUCCGCAUGUGGUGUUCCAGCGGUCCUCGGUGAAGCCCAAGCACAAGCCGAAGACCGAUCAGCAGUGGCGUCGCCAUAAGCGCAGACGCAAGGAGCAGCGGCACAGGGGCCAAGCGCGCAAUCAGAGCCACAGCCACAGCCACAGCCACAGCCAGAGUCUGAACCACAGUCCGGUUAGCAAUUGUGGCACACGCGAGCCGAGGCGCCGCAUGGAGACGCGCCUCGAGUGGCAGGCGCGUGGCAAGUUCAAGAUACAAGGCGGUCGCAAGGUGCGACGCCAUCAUCAUCGUCAUCAGCACUAUCAUCAUCAUCAUCAUCAUCAGCAGCAGCAGCAUCAGCCGCAGCAGGAGGAGGUCCGUUAUCAUCCGCAUCAUGGGUACAAGCAUCCGCACACGAAAUUCAAAUAUGAGACCCAGCUGGAGGAGCAGACGCACGUGGAGCGCAGUCGUCGCUCGAUCAGCAGCCCGCGGCACGUGGAGACGCUGAUCGUGGCGGAUGCGACAAUGUCGGCAUUCCACAAGGAUGUCAUCGGCUAUCUGCUGACCAUCAUGAACAUGGUCUCCGCCCUCUACAAGGAUCCCAGCAUCGGCAAUGCGAUCGAGAUCGUUGUGGUGCGCAUCAUUGAGCUGCAGGAGAACGAUACGGAGCCGGAGCUGAAUCUCACCCAGAACGCGCAAAGGAAUCUCGAUCGCUUCUGCAGCUGGCAGCACAAGCUGAACACGCUCAACGAGAACGAUCCCCAUCACCACGAUGUGGCCAUACUGAUCACGCGCAAGAAUAUCUGUGGCAACAAUUGCAUGACCUUGGGCCUGGCCAAUGUGGGCGGCAUGUGCAAGCCGAAGCAGUCGUGCAGCGUGAAUGAGGACAACGGCAUCAUGCUCUCCCACACGAUCACGCAUGAACUGGGCCACAACUUUGGGAUGUUCCAUGACACGGCCAAGAUCGGCUGCCAUCCACGUGUGGGCUCCAUCGUGCACAUCAUGACGCCCACGUUUGGGGCGGAUACGCUGCAGGUUUGCUGGUCGAACUGCAGCCGGAAAUACAUAACCCACUUCCUGGACCAGGGACUGGGGGAGUGCCUGGAUGAUCCACCCACGCCCUUGGAUGUGUACAACUAUCCGGAGGUUCUACCGGGCGAGCGCUACAAUGCGAAGCGCCAGUGCCGCAUGCAGUUUAACCUGACCACCGAUAGCGAUGUGGGCGCCUGUUCCGCUCCGCACGAGUUCUGCUCGACGCUCUGGUGCCGCGUGAAUGGCGAAUGCGUGACCAACAUGCGUCCCACCGCACCGGGCACCGCCUGCGGCAAGAACAAAUGGUGUCAGAAUGGCAAGUGCGUACGCAUGGAGGAGCUGACGCCCAUCCACGGCGGCUGGGGCAACUGGAGCGAGUGGAGCGAAUGCUCGCGCAGCUGCGGCGGCGGAGUCUCCAUACAGCAGCGCGAAUGCGACUCCCCCCUACCGGCCAACGGCGGCGUCUUCUGCAUCGGCGAACGCAAACGCUACAAGAUCUGCCGCAAGAAGCCCUGUCCCGAGAACCAGCCCAGCUUCCGGGCCCAGCAGUGUGCGCGCUACGACAAUGUCAGCUACCAGGGCGCCACCUACAAGUGGCUGCCCUUCUUCGACAAGAACAACCCGUGUCGACUGUUGUGCAGCGAUGUGGAUGACACGAUCAUUGCCAACUGGGGCGAGACGGUGCUCGACGGUACGCCCUGUACGCUGGGCACAAACAACAUGUGCAUCGACGGCAUCUGCAAGAAAGUUGGUUGCGAUUGGAUCGUUGACUCGGACAUGCAGGACGAUCGUUGCGGUGUCUGUGGCGGUGCUGGUGAUCAAUGCAAGCCCAUAAAGGAGAUCUACAGUGAGGCCUUCAAUGUGAGCGACGGCGUCUACGAGCAGAUCGUCACCAUACCGGCUCGGGCCCGACACAUACUGAUCAAGGAGCUGGCCAAUGCGCCGCACUUCCUGGCCAUCGGGCGAGCGCAGGGCGAUAAGUUUUACUUGAACGGCGACAGCCUGAUCUCCAUGCCCGGCGAAUUCGAGAUCGCUGGAGCCGAGAGCCUCUACGAUCGGCAGGACGAGCAGGAGACCAUCAAAAUACCUCAGCCCAUACAGCAUGCCAUAGCGCUCUACGCUAUCGUGCGGGGCAAUGAGAGCAACACGGGCAUCUACUACGAGUUCACGCUGCCCGCCUUCAAUGUGACCAGCGGACGGCAGCAUCAGUGGCGUCUUAGCAACUGGACCGCCUGCUCGGCCAGCUGCGGCGGCGGCGUUCAGCAUCGAGAGCCCAUCUGCCUGGAGAAUGGCAAGUUGAUCGCCGACAAGCUGCCCUGCUGGACACACGCAAAGAACAAGCGACCCUCGAGGCAGACGCGAGCUUGCGCUGAGCAGCCUUGUCCGGCCCAUUGGUGGCCUGGUCCUUGGCAAUUCUGUCCGCUUACCUGCCGCCAGCCAGGCGCUCCCAUGCCUCAGCGUCGGCGCUCAGUUGUCUGCCUCGAUCAGCACGAUGUUGUUGUAGCGGAUGCUCAGUGCAGUCCGCUCACCCGGCCGCCCGAAACGGAGCCGUGCGAGUCAACGCUGCCCGAGUGCCGGCUCAAACUGUGAGGUGAGCUUCGGUAGCUGGAGUCGGAACUGGAAAUAGGACCGGAACCUGAACUGCAAGUGCAACAGGGACCAAAGGUAGAACUGGACACCGAUCUGG
Messenger RNA from Drosophila arizonae, 3833 nucleotides. RefSeq names its product ADAM metallopeptidase with thrombospondin type 1 motif B (gene AdamTS-B). The record is from RefSeq and is a predicted model, not a curated record. Gene Ontology annotation, cellular component: extracellular matrix. Gene Ontology annotation, biological process: extracellular matrix organization; proteolysis. Lineage: Eukaryota; Metazoa; Arthropoda; Insecta; Diptera; Drosophilidae. Gene Ontology annotation, molecular function: metalloendopeptidase activity.